Funneliformis caledonium is the source of this 2898-nucleotide messenger RNA. NCBI's taxonomy places the organism in Eukaryota, Fungi, Glomeromycota, Glomeromycetes, Glomerales, Glomeraceae. The record is from the annotation of a GenBank genome assembly.
AUGGACGCUCAACCACCUUCGUUAGCACAAGUUGAACAAAUUAUAGCACAACUUUAUGGAGGCGUUGUUACUCAGUUUUCUAAGUCGGCGCAAGAAUACUUGCAAAACCUUCAAAAGCAACAUUAUGCUUGGGAAUUAGCGUCUCAAUUAUUGGCUUCUGAGUCAGUUAAUUCUCAAUUCUUCGGGGCACACACUUUUCAAGUUAAAAUAUCAAGAGACUGGCAUACUUUACCUCCUGACCGAAAAGAAUGGGUCCGAAAUGAACUUCUAGGAUGGAUUUUGCGUCUUUCUAAUGGACCAAUGGUCGUUAUUACUAAAUUAUGUCUAGCUCUUACAGCCUUUGCAAUUCAAGCCGUUCCUGAAAUUUGGUCAAACUUCAUAUCAGAUUUUUUUGAUUAUUUACAUACCGGAUCCUUGGCUGUUAGGGCACAAAACCAGGGGCAGGUUCUAUUUAUUGAAUUACCGCUUCUUGAAUUUUUAACAGUUGUUCCUGAGGAGGUUUCAAGAGCUGAUUUAAUAGGAGAAAGAAAAGUAAAAGUCAAUCAGGAACUCAUUGAUUCAAUUCCACGCGUGAUGUCAAUACUGAAGACUAUAUUAUCUAAUCAUCAUGGAUAUGCAGAACGGGACAUUAUACUAAAACAAAAAUGUCUUCGAUGUUUGCAAAGCUGGAUCCUAUAUGGAGUACCCUUUGAAACGCUUUUCCUUCUCGUUGAUCAUGUCAUAACUUUAUUCCAAUUUGAAUCUACUAAUGAGGCGGCAACAGAAGUUUUAGUGGAAUUUAUUUCACAACCUCGUAUUACUAGCUAUCAGAAUACAGUUUGUGAAAAAAUACUUCAUUGUAUUACUAGUGACUGGGCAAAAAAUCAAAUAACUAAAGCUAUUAAUGAUAGAGAUGAACUUGCUGCAAGAAAUCUUUGUCGAUUGAUGACAACCUUCGGAGACCAAUUUACUAAUUAUAUUGCAAUUAAUUUUUUAAGGCCAGAUAUAUCUGUUUAUUUAGAAAUGAUGUUAAUUAUACCAAUGUACAUUAGUGAGAUGCCUUUACAGUUCUGGUUUAUGUUACAAGAAUCUUUAUACGAUCUAGAAGUAAUUCCAGUCAUUCCUAAUGCAUCUGGUAAUAAUACUUCUGUAUCAGAAGCCGAAACACCCAAUAUUUUACUCUCAGACUUUCAGCAAAUACGAGAAUCAUCUAUGGUCGUUUUUCGUAGACUCAUAGAGGUUUUACGGUGUAAAGUACAGUAUCCGCCAGAUUCAAAAUGGGCAGAAUGGUCUAAAGAACGAUUUAGGCAUCAUCGAAGGGAUGUUGGUGAUACAAUAAUGAAUGCCUAUUACGUAUUGCGAUCCCAAAUGCUGGAUUUUCUAAUAGAAUUAGUCAUAUCUCAAAUAAAUGCACCAGGAAGAGAUCCAAGUCAGUGGCAGGCUAUAGAACAUGGCGAAAACAUUUAUCUAUCACGACUUUUUGGUGCAGAAGUUUAUGGAGUAUUGCCAGUACAAGGUCAUUCAAAGCUAAGAAACACUGCACUUUCACUUAUUGGUUCUUAUGCAGAAUGGUUCAAAAAUAACCCCCAAUACUUAUUAUCUGCACUUAAUUAUCUUAUUCCCGCACUAAGCGAUAUUGAACUCGCUUUAGCAGCUGCAACAGCAUUUAAGGAAAUUUGUGAUAUUUGUCGUGAUUCAUUAGUUAAUGGUAUAGAAGAUCUAGUUAAUAUUUAUAUAGUAGUUGGUCCAAGCAUUGAACAAAAGGUCAUCGAAUCAAUAGCAGAUGUAAUUCAGGUUUUGCCUCCGGAAAAAAUGAUACAACCAUUAUUGACUAUAACGAGAGAUAUUAUCCAAACAAUGAAGGAUGCUAUAGUACUUGGAAAACAGAAUCCUCCUCAAUUUCGGGAAAUAAUUAUCACACAGUUAGAAUAUCUCACAUGUUGUGGACGUGGUAUUCAACCACUCGACGAAGAAUUAAUAAUAAUUGAUGGAAGUGAUUCAGAAAUUAAACGAAAUCAUUUUGCUUUUGAUUUAAUACCAGCUCAAGGUCUGGUUAAUACUUUAUCAGAAAUUAUUCGUGAUAUUGCAGAAAUUUGGUAUCAAGAUAGUGAAGUCGUAGAGUGUCUUUGCAAAUUCCUUAAUACUGGAAUUCGUAUUACACCACAUUUGCUUUCCAUGCCUUUCGAAGUGAUCGUAUUUCUAAUUCAAAUUUCUUUCCAACGACAUCCACACGCUAAUUGGUUAGAAAUUGCAGUUCAAAUAGUGAUUGUAAACGGAUCAAGUUCGAAACACAGCGUCGCUUUGAGAGAUAUGUUAAUCUCCUUAACUUCUACUACUAUACAAAAUAUUAGAAAUCAAACUGAGAUGGAUCAAUAUCCGGAUGUUGUUCAUUCGUAUUUUAUGCUACUCACAGAAAUCCUUAAAAAAUGUCCUUUAAUAUUAUAUUCUUUACAAUCUGAUAUGUUUAAUAGUAUUAUGAAAUUCUCUGUAGCAGGCCUGGGUUUACAGGAAAGAUUAGCUUCGAAUUCUGCGGCGAAUUUUAUGGGAGAAUUCGUAGGACAAAAUUAUGAUGAUAAAGAAUUGGCAGCGGGAAUUGAAAAUGUUAUGAUGACAUAUGGAUUAGAGAUAAUGAGAGAAUUGUUAUUGGGAAUUGGAGGUAAAUUACCACGAUCAUUUGUUAUUUCACUGUCUCAAGUUUUAUUUAAGAUGAUAGGACGUUACAUCGAAGCUAGUAGAGAAUGGUUGAGAACCUUAUUAGCACAGGACAAUUUCCCUUCACCACACGUGAAUCAAAUGACCAAACAAAACUUUGCUAAAGGAAUUCUAAGUACAAGAACUCUUAAACGUUUUCACGAAAUCGUUACUGAAUUUUCAAUUAAAUGUCGAGACCUUGAAGAUUCAGCUUAUGGCUAUACAUAA